AUGCAUGUUCUGUUGUCAGUCUUUCUGUGGACUCUCGCUGCACCCGCGCUAAGUCAGAAUUUGCACUGGAUCUCGCCAAAUUUGAAAUCACUGGCCGAUGCUCAACAGCAAUGCGCUUCGUAUCUACGUUUGACGAACGAAACAGUUGCGCGGUUUGUCAAAACUGGUUAUCCCGAUGAACCAAGUGUUCGCAAAUUGGUCAACUGCAUAUUAAUUAACCUAAAUGCAUGGGACGACGAUAUUGGUAUCAAAGAAUACGUCAUCAGAAAUUACCUCCACCCGUACAGCACGGAUUGUUGUUAUGCAAACCGAACUCAAGCCUGCCUCCAGAAGGCACUGUGUCAGAUUCCACGAACAGACAACAUAGCGCGGGCUUAUUCGUCCUUCUUGUGCUACUAUCAGCAUUUCGGAGAUUUAGUCAACGAGAAACAAUUUGUGCCAUAUCGUAAACAAGCAAUUCACCACCAUGUCGAAGCUUUCCUGAUUGAGAACAUCCCUCGACAAACUCUGGAAAGUUUUAGCAAAGGCAACAUUCUCUGUGCUAAUCAAUUUCCAGAUCUACUUUACACCCUAUUCCUGCAAGGUGGUUUUUAUGACGCAGAAAAUGGCUUCUACCUGGAUCGAUUGUACACUCAAUUUGGAAACGAAGAUCUGAUCUGCAAUAACACCCGUCUCUGUGAGGCGAAUGUUCGACAAAAAUUCUGUGACGAACCAACCCGUCUUUCGGAAACCUUCAAGCAGUGCCUGAUCAACAGUAUGCCAACGCUCAAAUACAUACAGGAUGUCGCGAAACAACUUCUCGAACAGCCAGCUACAACGUGCAACAUCUGUGGUUCUCCGGCACCUUGCGAUCGUUGUCACACAACGCCUCCACCAACUCCGGCACCUGCUUGCAGCAGGUGUGGGGCUCCUGCGCCAUGCCAUCGAUGUCCGGUGAAUCCAACUCCGGCUCCAACACCGAGUCCACCAACGCUAUGCACUAGCUGCGGAACACCAUCGCCAUGUACCCGUUGUCCGACACCAUCCCCGGCUCCGGUAGCUCCGAUAUGCUCCAGCUGUGGUUCUCUAACGCCGUGCCAUACCUGUGGUGGAAUGAGUAACGAUAUCCUUCGGCUGCCGCCCAUCCCAUGCUACAAUGGGCAGUGUAUUUGA
Sabethes cyaneus is the source of this 1152-nucleotide messenger RNA. RefSeq lists its product as uncharacterized. The transcript has a single exon. Gene Ontology annotation, molecular function: odorant binding. Gene Ontology annotation, biological process: sensory perception of smell. The coding region runs from base 1 to 1152 and encodes 383 amino acids. The record is from RefSeq and is a predicted model, not a curated record. NCBI's taxonomy places the organism in Eukaryota, Metazoa, Arthropoda, Insecta, Diptera, Culicidae.